Molecule: messenger RNA, 285 nt
Organism: Coprinopsis cinerea okayama7#130
Lineage: Eukaryota; Fungi; Basidiomycota; Agaricomycetes; Agaricales; Psathyrellaceae
Exons: 3
Coding region: 1-285 (94 amino acids)
Source: RefSeq, a predicted model, not a curated record
AUGUCCGCAAGCGAACGAGCUCCAAGGAAAGACGAGGCUUUUAAGCCCAAGGAGGAUCUAUCCCACCCAGGGCCAGCAAAAGGCACCUCCCCAUUCUUCGAACCCCGAACAACUGAUUUCAAUCAAGCCGGCGGCGUAGGCGCCCAAGGCGAGGGAGUCGAUAGCCUUGGAAGGCAUGAUGAAGGACGAGUGAGAGCUGGAGGAAUUGCUACUGGCAAGGACCCGCGAGUGACGAAGCAAGCCAAGGCGCACGGGGAGGAUAAUCUUGAAGGGGCAAAUACGUAG